CGAGAGGCAAAAGAAUAAAAAAAUCUUCAGAACCACCCUCGGAACCACCGCAUUUGGAAAUGACUUCGACCACCUACACCGUCACAGUCAUCAACGACAGUGCUGAUGCUUGGAAGUUUUACGUUUUCCAGCAGCCACCCUCCAUCGCAAACAAUCUCAGUUUGGCCUGGUUUGCUUCUCCCUACAAAAUCGCGCCAAAGGACCAAGUUCAAUUUCAAUGGAAUAUUCAGUACUCGUUUGUAUGGUCGGACACCGGAAUUGUAAAGCCAGGAGUAAAAUUUACGGCAACAGGGUUGAAAGACUGUGACCCCCAAAAUAAGAACCUCACAACUUUCGAUUUCAUAAAUGACACCCCCCAGCUCUCUGAUCCUACCUCGGGAGGGAUUGCCGGCAGCCUACUCAUCAAAGAUGGCCCUAGCGUUCCAUCGAAUAAAUUUGCAGUUGGCGUUGGCAUGUCGGGAAAAGGUACUUACGUUGUAAACGCAGGGCCCAACCUGAAACACAAAUUUACCGCUGACCCGCUGUACUUCGUUGUUGCCGCUGACGAAGUGGUAGAGGGUCAAGUUAUGGAUAUAACAACCAUCACUCAAUCCGGAUCUUUGAUUUUCCCCCCCAAUGUGCUCGAUCUGACGGCGACACUGUUAGCUGACAAUACGUGGAAAAUUACACCCGGCGCCUCGAAGAAGAAAACCAAGUGUUAACUUUUGACUAUGGAUACGACAGUAACGAACUAAUAUCUAUUGCUAAAUCAUUAUCCAUAUCUACUGCUAAACCAUAGUCAA
Messenger RNA from Geodia barretti, 782 nucleotides. NCBI's taxonomy places the organism in Eukaryota, Metazoa, Porifera, Demospongiae, Tetractinellida, Geodiidae. The record is from the annotation of a GenBank genome assembly.